Messenger RNA from Thermochaetoides thermophila DSM 1495, 345 nucleotides. RefSeq lists its product as uncharacterized. The coding region runs from base 1 to 345 and encodes 114 amino acids. NCBI's taxonomy places the organism in Eukaryota, Fungi, Ascomycota, Sordariomycetes, Sordariales, Chaetomiaceae. The transcript has 3 exons. The record is from RefSeq and is a predicted model, not a curated record.
AUGUCCGGCAACGUCCUCGCUCCCCGUGACGCUAACACUGCCAUUCCCGCUCCCACCGACGCCGAGAUGGCUACCAACACCAAGCCCAACAUAAUGAGCAUGGAGUACCAUCGCCAGGUCUUCCAGUCCAAAAUGAAGGAGGCUACUGAGAACAAGACCUACAUUUCGCCCUCGGACAAUAUCAUGAGCCCCUGCACUGCCAAGCUCAGCGCCUUUCGUAGCAAGCAGGUUGGGAAGGUCAAGCCCAAGUCGUUGUUCGCUCAAGCCUCGGCUAAGAGCCUGCAGGCCAGCGCCAACGGCGAAGAUGUCUUUGGUAGCAAACCAGCCGUUCCGAAGGCCAACUAA